CCCAAACCGUGAGCGGGCUUCGAGGCCGCCCACGUAAGAGAUUCCCCAAACACGCAUAGUGACAGACGCAACGAAUCUUUAUCAACAACUCAACCCCAGCUCAGGAACCUCUGUUUGUGUCCCAAAAAUGGCUUCUUCUUCUGAUAAUCAUAAAUCCAACAACACUGCACUUCUCGUCAUAGAUAUGCAGAAAGAUUUCAUUUUACCAGAUGGUUUGAUGCGUGUAGAUGGUGGCCAAUCUAUUGUCCCCAAAGUCAUUAAUGCCGUUGAAUUUGCUCGACGCCGUGGCAUCCUUGUAAUUUGGGUUGUUCGCGAGCAUGACCUACUUGGAAGGGAUGUGGAACUCUUCCGUCAGCACUUAUACUCUGGUGAGAAAGCAGGGCCGACCUCGAAGGGUAGUGAUGGUGCAGAAUUGGUCGAUGGCCUUGUGAUUAAGGAAGGGGAUUAUAAGGUGGUGAAGACACGUUUUAGUGCAUUCUUUGCUACGCACCUUAAUUCAUUUCUGAAGACUGCUGGGAUAAAUAGUUUAGUUGUCAUUGGUGUUCAAACUCCAAACUGCAUCAGACAGACUGUCUUUGAUGCUGUAGCAUUGGAUUACAAAAAUGUUACUGUUAUUGUUGAUGCCACAGCUGCUGCCACACCUGACGUACAUGCUGCAAACAUUUUCGAUAUGAAAAAUAUUGGAGUUUCAACCCCAACAUUGGAGGAAUGGUGCAAGUCCCACGAUUGAUAUAUUUCACAACUGAAUCAGGAGAAGAGGAUAUGCUUUGCUGAUUUCUCCGUGGGGGUAAGCGCAGAACGGUUUAUCUUAGUCAGGAAUGAACAAAUAUGUAUUUUUUCGUGUGUGUUAUUAAUUGAAUUGGCAUCUCAGUCAUGCUUGAGCUGCUAGUUGUUUUAAAAAACAAAAUUUGUAUUUGUUUCUUAAAGUAUAUUUCGAGAUUGCAUACUUUCAUAUCUUAA
Messenger RNA from Camellia sinensis, 960 nucleotides. Its product is annotated as putative inactive nicotinamidase At3g16190. NCBI's taxonomy places the organism in Eukaryota, Viridiplantae, Streptophyta, Magnoliopsida, Ericales, Theaceae. The record is from RefSeq and is a predicted model, not a curated record.